AUGGACUGGAAUUCUUCCGGAACAGUGUUGAGGAAGAAUUCUUUUAGAGAGUGCUACCGAUGCGACCCAAGACUCGCGUCCACGGUCGCGUCCCCUCGUGCUCGCCUCGCUUUGUUCAUCGCCGGUGGAUCUCUUACCGAGUACCGCUACUCUUCCUCCUCCUCCCUCUCGAUCGAUUCCGCAUCUGCAUCGAUCUCUUCGAUUCAAUUAAUCGCGAAUUCGUAUCGCGUGUUCGCGCGUCCCCGCGGCGCCGUUGGCGGUUGCAGCACCCCCGGCAGUAGAGUGGAUCCCUGGUGGAAUCCUGGUUCCCUCUUCCCCUCGACCCCUGGGCCCCCAAGGAUCGACGAGGGGGCACCGGAUAACAACGGUGGUAGCGGCGCUUUUCAGUUCUGUUCGCCGCCGAGCCGUAACGCGAAUAGUCCGUCCCAUCACGGCCAACGCCACCACCAUCCGUCCCACCUUCAUCAUCACCAGCAUCACCCGUCGAACCACCAGUCGAACGCGUCCACGUGCAGGAACGCGUCCACGGCCUACGGUGUCUCCCCCAACUUGCCCCCUUCGUGCUCGACGCCGGGCCUCGGCCGCGCGGAUACGCUAGCGCGGCCCGCCGAUGCCGUAGCCUCGCCCGCAACCGUGUACGGCAUCGCCUCCUCGUCGCCGGAACCAUCGUCGUCGUCGUCCUCGUCGUCAACGGCCGGCAAUCUAAUCCUCUCCGCGCUCCUCACCACCACCGCCUCCCCCUCGGAGGCCCCCCACCACCACCACCACCACCACCACCACCACCACCACCACCACAACACCGAAGGGACGACGAGCCAGCACGACGCCCCGGAUCCCCUCAACGGAAUCCUAUCGUCCCUGAACGUCCGGAUCAAGACGGAGGAAUACCCGAAGAUACGAGCGGAGGAACGAAGGGCGGGGAGCGUCUCGUCGCCGUCCUCCUCGUCCACCUUCAACGCAUCCCUCCUCACCUCGUUGCUGUCCACCUCGUCGCGGAUCUCCUCCGCCACCCCCUGCCAACGCCAGCGAAACGACACCGCCGAGGAGCAGCCGCCCCCCCUCCUCCUCCCGAGGCCCUCCUGCGCCAAGCUCGAGUAUCAUCCCCCGCCGGCCGAGGCACCGGCCACCGGGGACCAGCAGCAGGACCAGCACCAGCAUCAGCGCCACCGCCACCAUCAGAGGGCGGCGAAGGGAGUCGAGGCGAGCGCGUCGCAGGCGGCGGCCGGCCGAGGCGGCAAGCUAGACUACCCCCAACUCGUGGUCGGCCAAUCGUCGUCGAGGGAGGUUGUGGACACGGGCGAGGGGGAGGAGGCGCUAGGCGCCGCGUCGCCCUACGACAUCGUAUCCCCGUCCGGGAGGCGCGUCCACGGGAAGCAGGCGCCCCCCUCGUCGUCCUCCGCGGCUGGGAGGGGCGGGGGCGAUCGUGGCGGGGGAGGCGGCUCGCUGCCUAAGGACGGGAUCGCGCCACCCUGCGCCUCGGUGGGCGCAGUGUCGCCAACCUCGGAUAUCGUCAUCGAGAUGAAGUACGAGACCCAGUCGGGGCCGCCCGCGGCCCCCCCGCACCUCACCUCCUCCGGGGUGGAGCCCCCGCACAGCAGCCAGGGGACGGGGAUCGUGGUCGGCGGUUCACCGGCCGAGGUGGUCGGGGUCGACAGCCUGCUGCUGUCGCCUUGGGGCGCGACGGGGCCGGAUUUCCUCGAGCCACCGGACGUGAAGCAAACGGCAGCUGGUCUGCAGGACGCGUGGGACACCCUCCUCCUCGGCUCGUCGGUCGGCGUCGCAUCCGCGCAGUCGCUGGCCGAGUUGAAACCCCUUCCGCCCUUCACCGGCUACACCGGCCACCUCAGCAUCAACGGCAUACCCGGCCACCACUAUCACACCAUAGCCUCGUCCGCGCAGAGGCCCUCCCUACCCUCCUCCUCCCCCACGUCCUCCUCCAAUCAGGAGUACUACGAGCCCCCCGUCCAACAGCAGCAACAGCAGCAACACCAACAACAUCAGCAGCAACAGCAUCAUCAUCAACAUCACCAACAACAAUUGCCGCAAUCGUCGCAGCCGGUCGACUACGACAUCGAGGACAUAGCGGAGAUAAUCGGGUCGGCGAUAGCCGACACGACGGUGCCGGGCGGCGGGAACGGGGCGGGGUCGGAGCACGACCCCGAGGCGUCCCGGGACUGGAUCGAUAUCGCCGAUUGGAUCGACACGGCGUGCUCCCCGAAGGCGCAGGAGACCACGUCGCCCAGUCCUUAUUCACAGAUAUACGGGACGGCGACACCCUCGACCCAGGCCCAGCAGCACGGAUCCACGUUGCAAAGUUUGUUGACGCACGGUUACGCGCCGUUGAUCAACGCGAGAUUGCAAUCGGCGAACGCAGCGCUCCAGAACACGUCCUGCGGGGAGACCCCGUCCUCGACCAGCCCCUAUCCGCCCGUCAGCCCGCCCGGCAGAGUGUCCACCUCGUGCAGCCCCGACCACCUCCUGCACUCCUCCUUCGCCGCCCCCUCCCACCCCAGGAAGAGGUCGAGGCCCGCCCCCGCCUCCCAGAACCCGUCCAAGAAGAGCCCGGCAACAGGGGCGACGGCGUUGCCUUACGGGACCGAAUCAGGAUUGAUAGGGGGCAAGGAGAAGCCCGUGCACAGAUGUUCCAUUUGCAACAGGGGUUUCCUGAACAAGAGCAACAUAAAGGUGCAUUUGAGAACGCACACGGGCGAGAAACCGUUCAGGUGCGAGGUGUGCGGUAAAGCGUUUAGGCAGAAGGCCCAUUUGAUAAAGCAUCAACAGAUUCACAAGAGGAUCGGCAGGGAUUAA
Messenger RNA from Apis laboriosa (Himalayan honeybee), 2808 nucleotides. RefSeq names its product AT-rich interactive domain-containing protein 1B-like (gene ich). The coding region runs from base 1 to 2808 and encodes 935 amino acids. Gene Ontology annotation, cellular component: nucleus. The record is from RefSeq and is a predicted model, not a curated record. Gene Ontology annotation, molecular function: RNA polymerase II transcription regulatory region sequence-specific DNA binding; DNA-binding transcription factor activity, RNA polymerase II-specific. Lineage: Eukaryota; Metazoa; Arthropoda; Insecta; Hymenoptera; Apidae. Gene Ontology annotation, biological process: embryo development; embryonic pattern specification; embryonic hindgut morphogenesis. The transcript is spliced from 4 exons.